This is a messenger RNA of Ectocarpus siliculosus, 672 nucleotides long. The record is from the annotation of a GenBank genome assembly. Lineage: Eukaryota; Phaeophyceae; Ectocarpales; Ectocarpaceae.
AUGAAUGGCCUUGGCGCACCAGCAGUAGGAGGCGCUGGAAAGCCCACGCCUCUGCUGAUCCGGAUCCUAAUGAUAGGGGACAGCUCUGUGGGGAAGACUUCUUUGGUGCUGCGGUACGACAAGCGAGGGUUUAACCUUCGUUUCACGACGACCAUAGGGGUCGACUACAGCGACCGCCUGUUGGAGUUGGACGGGCGCCAGGUCAAACUUCAGAUCUGGGACACGGCAGGGCAGGAGAGGUUUCACUCGCUGACGACGAGCUUCUUCAAGCGCGCCGAGGGGUUUGUGCUUGUAUACGACGUAUCGAACCGGCAAUCGUUCGAGAGCGUAUCGACUUGGAUGAAGGACAUCGUCGAGCAAGGGAAAAGAGGGUCGGACGUGGUUAUUUGUGGCAACAAGUGCGACUUACAGGGGCGAGAGGUGGCAAGGGAGGAAGGCGAACAACUAGCGGCGGAACUGGGGGUCCCGUACAUGGAAACCAGCGCAAAGGAAAACCUGAACGUCGAGGAGACCUUCGGCAACUUAGCUUCGCGGGUUAAGACCCGGCUGGAAGCAAGCCAGGCUGCCACCGAUGGGGCGGGUGCCGGAGAGACGCUGAGACUGAACGGGGGCCGAAACGGGGGCGUAGACACGGAGUCUCUCACCCAAAGGAUGGAGUCGUGUUGCACUUGA